Messenger RNA from Aspergillus ochraceoroseus IBT 24754, 1449 nucleotides. RefSeq names its product hydrogen/calcium exchanger domain-containing protein. Gene Ontology annotation, molecular function: calcium:proton antiporter activity. The transcript has 3 exons. Lineage: Eukaryota; Fungi; Ascomycota; Eurotiomycetes; Eurotiales; Aspergillaceae. Gene Ontology annotation, biological process: intracellular calcium ion homeostasis; calcium ion transmembrane transport. The record is from RefSeq and is a predicted model, not a curated record. Gene Ontology annotation, cellular component: fungal-type vacuole membrane. Bases 1 to 1449 code for a protein of 482 amino acids.
AUGGCACGCCCUGAAAGUCGAACCCCUUCGCUCCCUGAAGGCAACGAAAACUUGCUUAUGUCGGAUUUCAACCAUCCUGCCGUCGUCACAGGGUAUGACUCCGUACUCCCUACCCACAAAAAUGAGAAAGAUCUCAGCCAUCGUGGGAGAAUUUUUCGAAUUCACACUGCUGGACAGAGUGGGCGAACCGGAAUACACCCCAUCUAUUUCCUACAGGUGUGCUUUAGAAGCACCUGUACCCUCUCGAUGAUUGUCAACGUCCUCUGGCCUUUUGUCCCCGCUGCGAUUGCUAUUCACUUUGCCCGCCCAGCUCUUCAUGUUUGGAUAUUUGUCUUGAAUUACAUCGCUAUAGUUCCUUCUGCGAAUUUGCUAGGCUUCGCCGGUGGUGAGCUUGCGAAGAAGCUACCCAAGGUUUUUGGUAUCUUGGUGGAAACAACCCUAAGCUCAGUUGUAGAGAUCGUCCUCUUUAUGGUGCUGAUUCAUAACGAUACAAAUGGGAAUCUCAUUCCCGUCAUUCAGGCUGCUAUCCUGGGUUCAAUUCUAGCCAACCUUCUGCUCUGUUUGGGUCUGUGCUUCUUCUUUGGUGGCCUCGGACGUGAAAACCAAGAGUUUCAUGAAGCUGUCAGUGAAGUCGGCUCUGGUAUAUUACUGGUCGCAGGGUUUGGCCUGUUGAUUCCCAGUGCCUUCUAUGCGACUCUGAGUAGUAGGGUGGGAUCAACCAGUUCUACCGUGAACCUUACAGAGGCAGAAUUGUCCCAUUCAGCAUUGGUGAUUAGCAGAGCUACUGCGAUCAUUCUUCUCGUCGCCUUCUUGAUGUUUCUGUUCUACAAUCUUCAUAGCCACCACACGAUAUUCGAUGAGGUUCUAGAGCUCGAUGAGCACCGGGAUGAGGAUCGUGAUAAAGAGGAGAAGCGAGCCAAACUCACGCUGGUCGAGUGUCUUGUAGCUAUCGCUAUAGCCCUCACCUGCGUCUGCAUGUCAGCCGUCUUCCUGGUUCAAGAAAUUGAGCAUAUUGUGCAUGAACAACACGUCUCAGAUAAUUUUAUGGGUCUGAUUCUUGUACCCGUGGUUGAAAAGGCAGCAGAGCACUUGACUGCAAUUGAUGAAGCCUGGGAUAACCAAAUGAACUUUGCGCUUUUUCACUGCCUAGGCCCAUCUAUCCAGACUGCUCUCUUGAAUGCGCCUCUUGCUGUCAUUGUAGGCUGGUGUCUUUCUAAGGAUGUCAGUCUGAACUUCGAGAUCUUCAUGAUCGUUCUGGUGGUGCUCUCCAUUCUAGUUGUCGGCAAUUUCCUCCGGGAUGGUAAGUCCAACUACCUUGAGGGAGGUCUCUGUGUCUUGGUCUAUGUGAUCAUUGCCGUCGCCACCUGGUACUUCCCUCAAUUGAGUGGAGGUGAAUCAUCUUCCUCUAGUCAGGAGGCCGAAGUGGCGGUCGCAGCUCAUCGGUUUUAG